Coffea eugenioides is the source of this 5123-nucleotide messenger RNA. Its product is annotated as E3 ubiquitin-protein ligase UPL4. The record is from RefSeq and is a predicted model, not a curated record. The transcript is spliced from 18 exons. Gene Ontology annotation, biological process: proteasome-mediated ubiquitin-dependent protein catabolic process; protein polyubiquitination. The coding region runs from base 139 to 4764 and encodes 1541 amino acids. NCBI's taxonomy places the organism in Eukaryota, Viridiplantae, Streptophyta, Magnoliopsida, Gentianales, Rubiaceae. Gene Ontology annotation, molecular function: ubiquitin protein ligase activity.
AUGCUUACUUUAUUGCUCUUUUUAACAAUCAUCAUCAGAAGAAGAGGCCAUUGUGCUCUGUUUUCAUCAUCUUCUUCAUCAUCGUCAUCAACUCUUCCACUGGAACGACGUAGACUAAACUAUUAGUAUUAUUUGCAAAUGCAAAUGGGAAAUCGUGGUCAUAAAAGAGCUGAAACAGCUGAUGAGUUGCCGGCAGAUAAGCGAGCCUGUACUUUGUCGGAGUUCCGACCAAGUACCUCAAAUUCAUCAAUUCAAACACCAACAAAUUCGACUCAUGAAACACAUGAUGCUGAUAUGGAUUCAUCAUCAGCAACUUCAGGGUCAGCACGAUCAGAUGGUGAAGGGGAGAGGGACUCUGCAUAUGGCUCUUGUGAUUCGGACAAUAACUACCGCGAUUACUAUAGGCGAGGAUCUUCUGGUGAUCAAACCAAGUUCAACAGAGUCUUGUCCAGUUUAAAUGAAGACCAUGACGAAUCAGGGCAGUUAGCUGCCCUUACCGAACUCUGUGAAUUGUUGUCUUUUUGUACCGAUAAUUCAUUAUCUGGUCUAAUGGCAGAUUCAUUCUCUCCAGUCCUCGUAAAAUUGGCCAGGCACGAGAGCAAUCCCAACAUAAUGCUUUUGGCCAUUAGGGCUAUAACUUAUUUUUGUGAUGUUCAUCCACGCUCUUCAGCUUAUCUGGUUAGACAUGAUGCGGUUCCUGCUCUAUGUCAAAGAUUGCUGGCCAUCGAAUACUUAGAUGUAGCUGAACAAUGUUUGCAAGCAUUGGAGAAAAUUUCACGUGAGCAGCCACUUGCUUGCUUGCAAUCUGGUGCAAUUAUGGCUGUUUUAAACUAUAUUGAUUUCUUCUCAACAAUUGUGCAGAGGGUUGCACUGUCCACUGUGGUAAAUAUAUGUAAGAAGCUUCCCUCUGAAUGCCCUUCACCAUUCAUGGAUGCAGUUCCGAUAUUGUGCAAACUUCUUCAAUACGAGGAUCGGCAGCUUGUUGAGAGUGUUUCUACUUGCUUGAUUAAAAUAACGGAAAGAGUAUGCCACAGCUCUGAUAUGCUGGAUGACCUUUGUAAACAUGGGCUGGUUCAACAAGCCACGGAUCUCAUAAACUUGAAUAGUCGAACUUCAUUGUCCCCCCCGAUAUAUCUUGGUUUGAUAGGAUUGCUUGCCAGACUGGCAUCUGGUUCUAUUGUUGCUGUCAGGACUCUUUUUGAGAUUAAUGUAAGCAGCAUAUUGCAGGAUAUAGUGUCUAGAUAUGACCUCGCACAUGGCAUGCCUUUUAAUGCAAUGGUUGAUGGGCAAUGCAAUCAGGUGCAUGAAGUUUUGAAGUUGCUGAAUGAGCUUCUUCCUGCCACCACCAGAGAGCAGGAUAAUCCACUAGCUUCAGACAAGGAAGCAUUCUUGACUAGUCGACCUGAUCUCAUGCAAAGGUUUGGGUUGGAUUUACUUCCUGUUCUGAUCCGGGUGGUUAAUUCUGGUGUGAAUUUAUACGUUUGUUAUGGAUGUUUAUCCGUUAUCAACAAGUUAGUUUAUUUCAGCAAAUCUGACAUGCUUCUAGACUUCCUUCAAAGCACCAACAUCUCAAGUUUCUUGGCAGGAGUGUUUACCAGGAAGGAUCAUCACGUGCUUCUAUUAGCACUUCAAGUUGUUGAGACACUUCUGCAAAAGCUGCCUGAUGGUUUAUUGGAUUCUUUUAUAAAGGAAGGUGUCUGCUUUGCUGUUGAUUCGCUUUUAUCCCCAAAAAGGUCGUCGCAGUUUAUGUUUUCUACAUUAAGCGCCAUGGAGUACUCUGACGAUGCAAGCCAAAAAUCAGCUUCAAGGGAUGCUAGAUGCCUAUGUUUUGCUUUUGAUACUGGUCAGUGUCCAACGAUUUCGAGGACUUUAACUUGCAAGCUUGACAAGGAUUCCAUUAGGAAUCUCGCAGAGCAUAUAAAGACCAGUUAUUUUGCAACAGAGGCCAUUAACCCUGAGAAAGGACUGACAGAUAUUUUGCAGAAGCUUAAAACUUUAUCUUCUGUAUUGGCUGAUCUGGUGAACACACACAUGAAUGACACAAUUUCUGAACAACAUGAAGAAGAGUUCUAUUGUAUAUUGUUGGAGAUUAUGUCAGUUCUUGCUGGAAAAGAUCCCAUUUCCACUUUUGAGUUUGUUGAGAGUGGAAUUGCAAAGUCAUUGCUUAAUUACCUAUCUAACGGGCAAUAUAUGGAAAGGAAGGCUGGUGUUGAUGGGGCAUGCUGUCAGCUGUGCAUUGUAGAGAAAAGAUUUGAGUUGUUAGGAAAUCUACUUUUGUCUUUUCGAGACCCACAUAUUGCGGACUUUCCUCUUCCUGCUUUGGUCCGUAGAUUACAGAGCUCGCUGGCUUCCUUGGAAACAUUUCCUGUCAUCUUGAGCCACUCAUCCAGGGUUAGAAGUUCCUAUGCCACUGUUCCACAUGGACGGGGCACUUCAUAUCCUUGUCUGAAAGUUCAGUUUGUGAAGGGAGAGGAAGAUGUAUUUCUGGGAGAUUAUUUAAAGGAUGUUGUAAAUGUCGACCCCUUCUCAACCUUGACAGCAAUCGAUGGAUACAUGUGGUCAAAGGUGAGUGUAAACAAAAGUGAGCAAGCAAAAUCAGCCACCCUGGAGGAGAGUUCGUCUUUUCGAAGCAGAAGUCUCGAUAGUGUGGAAUCAAAUAGCAUGUUAAGUCAUGCAAAUGAAAUGCAGGAAGAGAGAUCUUUCUCUGGCACGGGAGAAAUAGCCAGUGUUGGUGAUAAUCUUGUGAAUUCAGCGGAUUUGAAAGACUUGGAUAAUGAGACUGUGGAGCAAGAGCAAGAAGGAUCUGUUAACAAAAGUACAGACAGUCAUGGAUGCAGCAAAAAUGAAGAUUCUUCACCAAAAUUGUUUUUUAACUUAGAAGGGCAGCAGUUGGACCAUCGCUUGACACUCUAUCAAGCCAUCAUCCAGCAACAAUUGAAAGAAGAAAUUGAUAGUUCUUUGAGUAGUAAAUUGUGGAGUCAAGUGUACAAAAUUUCUUACAGAAAAGCUGUCAAUCCUAAGAAUAACUUAGCUGAACAGUGUAGUUUUCAGGGUCAUGAUUUUUCUUCAUCAGACAAAGCUACACGAAGCUGCCAGUGCGUUUCUUUUUUCUCUGACAUCUUUUAUUCGGAUUUUGCUGAUCUCAAUAAGUUUAGUCCAACUUAUGAUAUGAUAUGUCUGCUCAAGAGUUUGGAAGGCAUGAACAGGUUAAGAUAUCAUGUGAUGUCUCGCGAUAGAAUGAAUAGUUUUUUGAAAUGCCAAAUAGAUAAUUUGUAUGACUGGAAGGUUGAAGCUUUUGGUGUUUCCCAGAGUGAGUUUGUGAAUAGUAAGCUCACAGAAAAAUUAGAACAGCAGAUGCGUGAUCCUUUAGCAGUGUCUGUUGGGGGCAUGCCAUCGUGGUGUUCCCAGUUAAUGGCUUCGUGUCCUUUUUUAUUUGGAUUUGAGGCAAGAUGCAAAUAUUUUCGUCUAGCUGCAUUUGGCCAGCCUGCUGUUAGACACCAUGUAUCAUAUAAUGACGAUGUAGGUGGCAUCAAUGGCAUGAGGCAAAAUAGUGGCAGCUAUCCUCGUAAAAAGUUUUUGGUUCACCGAAACAGAAUUCUCGACUCUGCUGCCCAGAUGAUGAAUCUCCAUGCACAUCAAAGGGUAGUCCUGGAGGUGGAAUACAAUGAUGAAGUUGGAACUGGUCUUGGUCCAACACUAGAGUUCUACACGUUGGUCAGUUAUGAGUUUCAGAAGGGUGGCCUGUGCUUGUGGAGGGAAGAUCACGCAGCAAGUAGUUGCAUCAAUGGCUCGGAGGCUGAUAAUUCUAAGAUUUUGGUGUCUCCAUUGGGACUUUUUCCUCGUCCUUGGUUACCUGGGGUGGACAUAUCUAAUGGCAUACAGUUUUCUGAAGUGACCAAAAAGUUUGUCCUUUUGGGGCAAAUAGUGGGUAAGGCUCUUCAAGAUGGAAGAGUUUUGGAUCUUCCUUUUUCCAAGGCCUUCUAUAAACUCAUCCUUGGGAAGGAACUCACGGUUUAUGACAUCCAGUCCUUUGAUGUUGAACUUGGUAGAGUUCUUUUGGAAUUUCAGGCUCUUAUUGAGAGAAAGAGGUAUUUAGAAUCUAUUAGUCCGGGAAAAUCAUCUAUGGAUUUGGACUUCUUCCACGGCACAAGAAUUGAGGAUCUUUGCCUUGACUUUAGCCUUCCGGGGUAUCCAGAUUAUGUGCCUGAGUCUGUUUCUGACUCAAAAAUGGUGAAGAUGUCAAACCUACAGGAGUACAUAUCGUUUGUUGUCGAUGCUACCAUAAGAACAGGGAUUUCCAGACAAGUAGAAGCUUUUAAGUCAGGUUUUGAUCAGGUUUUCCCCAUCAGACACCUUCAGGUGUUCACUGAAGGUGAAUUAGAGCGCUUAUUAUGUGGGGAGCGUGAGCUUUGGGAUUCAAAUGCGCUUGUGGACCACAUCAAAUUUGAUCAUGGGUAUACUGCUAGUAGUCCUCCUAUCCUGAAUUUUCUGCAAAUUAUACAAGAGUUCAACUAUGAGCAGCAGAGAUCAUUCUUGAGGUUUGUGACAGGAGCACCUCGGCUCCCUUCUGGGGGGCUGGCAUCUCUCAACCCAAAAUUGACUAUUGUCCGCAAGCAUUGUAGCAAAUGGGUUGACACUGACUUGCCAAGCGUGAUGACCUGUGCAAAUUACCUGAAGCUGCCACCUUACUCAUCAAAAGAACGGAUGAAAGAGAAGCUUCUGUAUGCCAUAACAGAAGGACAAGGCUCUUUCCACCUCUCAUAGCCUCUUAUGGGCAGGCAGACAAGGUAGGUAGCAGAUGUGAAUAUUCUCACAUACGUGGCGGCGCAGGUGUACAUAAGGUGACUUGGUAGGUAUUAGACAGUGUGUGGUUGGGGGAGCUUAUUGGGAUGGGCUCAAGGGGAAGCUCCAGCUUCACGCGAUAAUACGCUAGUGAGUUGAUUCUGAUUGUUUAGUUCGAGCUGUAAAUUAUACAGGGAAGCGGUGUGGUUUUUAAGGAAUUAGAGUAGGUUAGUGUUCAUAUCCUCUGUAAUUAUCCAUGUAUAGCACUGAGGUGUGCUUAAAUAUCAGAUACCUUUGAAUUUUAAUUCAUCCCGAAAAUAUUUGAACAUUAUUGAUUAUUA